AUGGUCAAAUGGCACGGCUUCGCUUGCGCUGCCGCCGCCGCCAUUGGCCACAGCGGCAUCGACGCGACGCGCAAGUACGCGUCGCAGACGCUCUCCUCCGCCGAGCUCGUGACGCUCGUCGGCAUUCUCGAUGCGCUCUUCCUCUCCUCCUUCAUCCUCGCGUUCCGCCUCGUCACCGACCUACGCUUCGUGACGAAUAGCUCUGACUCUGCUUUUGAAAUAGCUUCGGAUGCAGGCAUGGAUUCUCCAGACCUGCGCGCUGAGGCUGACUUGGUGCUAGGAUCGGACAUAGCGUUGGAUUUGAGCUUCGGGCAGCGAAUCGAUCGGGCAGUGAGUGAAAGACACUCGGGCAGCGGGUCAAGGGCAGAAGGGAGGGCAGGAAACGCGGCAGGAGAAGAGGAAAGAGAGGAGGUGACAGCUGGGGGAGGGAGGAAUGCCACUUUGGCAGGCGAGAGAACAGGAGAGAGCAGACAAAGAAGUUUCACUGAAGGUUCUAGCAGCAGUGAGAUCGUGGCCGGCGGUGGGUUCGGAGGUGGAAGAGGGUUCUAUUCCCGAGCCUCAAGAGGCAGGUUUGGCACUGGCUUAGGAAUCGGGCUAGGUUCGGCUCAUCACCCCCAGGAGCAUGGAUCUGCCCAAUCCAGCCCUGCCACGUCAGGAGGGCGAGCAAUAACAAGGGGAGACGGGGCAAGAGGGGAAACAGGGGAGGUGGUGGGUGAAGGGGAGCAAGGAGGUGGGGAGGGCAAGGGGGGGAGAAGAGAGAGUGUGAGGCAGCAACAGGAGGCGACAGCACAGCAAGGAGCAACGCCGGGGUCAGCAGGAGGGGUGUGGCGAACGAGGAGUGGGAGGCGGAGAGGGGGGUGGAUGGGGGCUUGGUUGCUGGUGCUGCUGCAGCAGGUGUGGGGAGCGGUGGUGGGAGGGAAGGAGGAGCGGGAUGUGGAGGCGGGGAGGAGAGGGUGGGUGAAGGUGCUUGUAUCGAGGACGACUCGUGUUCGCCUGCUGCUGGGCGCAGUGCUCGCCCCGUUGGGAAAGAGGGCCGGCAUUGCCUGGCAGUAUCUGCACGGUCCGCUGAAGCGGUUACGAGUGGUGGUAACCGCAUGGGCAAGGGCACCAAUGCGAGUGGCAGCACGAGUGGUGCGGGUGCCGUGGGUGGGGGUGAAGGGGGCGCUGAGGUGGGUGGGCGCACAGAAGCGCCACGAGGGGCCACUGCUCAUGAUGGGAUGCGCCGUGCUGCUCAGCUUCACCAACGGGUGUGACAAGCUGGGGGUGCACCACUCGCCAUCAGUGGUGGUGUUUGCGGGGCUGCAGCGCCUCUUCAUGGCCGUGCCGCCCGUGCUCUACCUCGCCGCCACCAGACCAUCCGCGUUCCCCCUGCUGCUGAAGCACUUCCCGUUGCUGGCGGGCAUAUCAGCGUGUGAGAUCACGGCCAUUGUCUUCUAUCUGCAAAGCCUGCACUGGCUCCUCGUCUCCUACUCCGUUGCCGCCAAGCGCAGCAACAUUCUCAUCUCCAUGUUCGUCGGCUACUUCCUCUUCAAGGAGAACAUAUGGAAGAGACUACCAUACGUGCUGCUCAUGAUUGCUGGAAUGACACUCAUUAUCUUUGCUGCAUGA
Closterium sp. Naga37s-1 is the source of this 1608-nucleotide messenger RNA. Lineage: Eukaryota; Viridiplantae; Streptophyta; Zygnematophyceae; Desmidiales; Closteriaceae. The record is from the annotation of a GenBank genome assembly.